Hydractinia symbiolongicarpus is the source of this 1419-nucleotide messenger RNA. Its product is annotated as WD repeat-containing protein 89-like. Bases 22 to 1128 code for a protein of 368 amino acids. The transcript is spliced from 15 exons. Gene Ontology annotation, molecular function: protein binding. Lineage: Eukaryota; Metazoa; Cnidaria; Hydrozoa; Anthoathecata; Hydractiniidae. The record is from RefSeq and is a predicted model, not a curated record.
UAGAUCAGAAAAUAUCUAUUAAUGAUGGAAUUUCCAAAAUUGACAUUGGGACGCUCAUGUGCUUUAUCACUGGCAAACAAUCCUAUGUAUGUUCUGCAUUUUGCAAUACAGAAAAGUGAUGGGUUACCAAAGGAGGAAAAUCUGUUUGCUGCAGCUGUUUCAGGCUCACAUGAAAUAAAACUUUACAGCAAACAGACGUUUUUAAGCCAAGGAUCACUUCAUGGAAACACAGCUGGAAUCACCGCAAUAAAGUUUGAUAUCUUAAAUCCUAAUAUUUUGUGGUCUACGUCACAGGAUGGAGGACUCAGAUAUUGGGACUUAACUCAAAAGAAUCCUGAGGAAACCAUAGUAUCCAAACUUGGUGUUGGGUACCUAUCACUUGACAUCAGUUCUGAUGGAUCUAUACUAUCUGUUGGGACGGAGAAAGAUGGGAAGGCGGAAACAGUUUUUGUCGAAUUCUGGGAUAUCCGCAACAUCCAAGAAAGAACACCAAAACUGUUGGCUCGGUUUGAAGAAAUUCAUUCAGAUGAUGUCACUAAAAUUCUGUUUCACCCGUCCAACCCAAAGAUCCUUGCUACUGGUUCAACGGAUGGUUUAGUAGCCAUUUUGGAUUUAACGACGUACGAUGAAGACGAUGCGUUAGUUCGUACGCUCAAUACGGAGUCUUCUGUGAGCACUAUGGGUUUUUUUGGACCAUCGUUCCAAUUCCUGUAUACAUUAACCCAUAUUGAAACUCUUCAAAUUUGGGAUUAUUCGCAGGGUGAACGUCUUGCUUCUGUUUCUGACCUGCGAAAAAACUCCUCCAUUUCAAUCGAUUACGUAAUUGACUGUAUUUAUCACGCAACUGCGCAAAGAUUGUUCCUGAUUGGUGGAACACACAAGGGAAGUAUAGAAAUCUUUCAUGUCAACUUAGACGUUAUUGAACCGUUUCAAUCUCUGAGUGGAGGACAUUCUUCUACUGUUCGAUGCAUCCUAAGUGAAACGCAGUCCUUGCUUACGGGAGCAGAAGAUGGAAUGGUUUGUGCGUGGGUACAGAUUGAUGCUUCACCGCAUUCUACCAAGGCCAAAACAAAAUCACAAAAGAAAAAAGAACGUUCAACGAAACCAUACAAAAAAGAAAAUACGUAACUUGCUCUACUGUUGUUGAAAGAUGGUUGUGAAGAAAUCCUUGUAGAGUUACAGAACGACUCUCGAUCACUUAAGUAAUUUUGGUACCAGCCCUUAGAAGAAGUUGCUUUAACCGAAACAUUUGAACUACAAGUGAUGGAGUAGAUUUACAUAAGGAAAGUUAUAGCAACACAUGAAUAUGGAUGCUGUAUUUGGAUGCCAUUGUGUGUAAAUGAACAUUUUUUUUAAUUACUAUUCAUUAACAUGUGACGUCAAAUUUGUUAUUGCUUUAAGACACCCCUGUUAAAUUGA